AUGAAUGACGAUAUUCCCAGAGGUUGUUUAUGUUAUACAAAGAAGAAUAAGGGAGAAAUUCCUAAAUCAUUUAAGAAAGCAAAUAAAAUAUUAAGUAAAUAUAAGCAUAACAAUUUAAAUGUAAAUGAGUUGAAAUAUUUUUAGAUUUAAGAUGAUGAUAUUUUAUAUGUAAUUAUUAGAUUAUAUGUGGCUGAAAACAAAGCGAAUGCUAUAUCAAUGCUUCAAAGAUGUCGUAUAAAUCCUAACUUUGAAAUUAAUCUUCAAAGAAAGGAUCUUGAAUAUUUUAUUCCUUAAAUUGUGAACUUUAUGAUUUUUCAUCAAUAACUAAGUGAUGAGAAUUUAAUCUAAUUUGUACUAUAAGCCUCCUCAAUAGAUUUCUUUUUUGCUCAUUAAGUUUUUUUCUAAUUAAAAAGUCUUUCUUAAAUUAUUACACCAAAUGAACCAGUUACAUUUAAUAUAGUAAAAAAAUUUACAGAUAAUUUUUUUAUAAAAAUGUCUCAUAAUUAUGCUGGAAACUUAUUAAUAGCAUCACAUCUUUUAAAAAUUAAUUUAGAAGAAAUAAAUUUCAAUAAAAAUAAUUUAAAUACAUCAAAUGAAGCGAUUUCUCCAACAAAAUCAACUCUUUAAUAAGUUUAUUAAGGAACACCUAGAAUAGAAUCUUUAAAAGUCAAUGAAAAUAUAACUUUCUAUGGAACUUUCGAAUGGAACAAAAAUGAAUAUUAAUAAUGUAUUCCAAAUUUAAUUCUAAAUAACUAUAAAGAAAUACAUUUACAAGAUUAUAAUUCAAUUUUUGGAAAAAGAUCAAAUAAUUUAGAUACAGCAUUUUAUUCCAAUAUUUGUUUUUGGGAUGAUAUUAUGAAAAUAUGUGAAGAAUUAUCAAAGGCAAAGAAAAAAACAGAAGUCUUGCAUUCUUAUUUAUAAAAAAUGAAUGAAAACUUACCUGCUGCUGUUUAUGUACCAUUCGUUGGAAAUUAAAUUCGAAAUCAUGCUGUUCUAAAAAUAGUAUACAAAGAAAGCAGAGUAUUUUCUACAAAAAUGAGAAGUCCUUUUAGUCUAAUUUUAGAAUUAUUUAGACCAGAAAUAGAAGAGAAAAAUAAUUCUUAGAUUGUUGAAGAAUAAAUAUCUUUUCCUAUAACUGCAAAUGUAAAUAUAAAUUAUUUAAAAUAGACUAAUGUAAAAUCAAAAAUUUAGAAAUAAGAAUUAAAAUAUGAUGAUAUAGAAAGAAGAUUUUCAUCUGCAGAUAUAUAAAAAUCAAUUUAAAAUGAAUUUUUAUAAUUGAAAUUUCAUUAAUCGAAUCUUACAAUUAAUUAGAAUAAACUUGAUGGAACUUCUAAAUUUUAUUGCUUAAAUGAUGACUCUAUUAAUAGUGAUGUUGAAUAAUCUGAUUAAAAUGAUAUACCAAAAUAUUCAACAUCAUAUUCAUUAUAAGAGAAUGUAUAAGCAUUUAGUUUAGAAGGACCUUCAAGUACCCAUUAACUUGACAAAAAAGAAAAAGAAGAUUUAUUUAUAAGUAAAAUGCAUAGGAAUAGUUAUCUUUAAGCAGAAAAAGGUAUUAAAUUGAACAGUGAAGAAUAUAAUGAAUUAAAAAAAACAAUAUUUGGUGAAAGUUCAACAUAAUAGGCAGAAAGAAUAAAAUCUUAGUCAAUUUUUUAAAAUUUAAAAUCCUGGAAAUUAGUACAUUUAAUUAUAAAAACAGGAGAUAACUUAAAAUAAGAAUAAUUUGCUUUAUAAUUGAUAUCUUAAUUUGACUAGAUAUUUAAAAAAUCAGGUCUACCAUUAAAAUUGAGAUAUUAUGAAGUAUUAUCUUUGGGACCAGAUUGUGGAAUAAUAGAAAUGAUUAAAAAUGCAACAACUAUUGAUAGUUUAUAAAAGAAUUUGAGAAAAAGAUAUAAGAAUUUUAUAAAUUUUUCAGAUUUCUUUCGAAGUUUUUUCAGAGAUAAUAUAGAUUAAGCAUUACAAAAUUAUGUUUAAUCUUUAACUGCAUAUGGAUUGGUUUGUUAUUUUUUAUAAGUAAAGGAUAGACAUAAUGGAAAUAUUUUAUUAGAUAGUGAAGGACAUUUAAUACAUAUUGAUUUUGGAUUCUUUUUAUCUAAUGCUCCUGGAAAAGGAAUGGAGUUUGAAGGAAAAGUGCCAUUUAAAUUAUUAUCUGAUUAUAUUUAAGUUUUAGGGGGAGCUAAAGGAACCCUAUUUAAAGAAAAUUUUAGGAAAUUAUUUUAUAAGUAUUUAAACAAUAUAUUUUUAGAGGAUUUAAAGCCUGUUAAUAAUACUAAAAAGAAAUCUUACUACUUGUAGAAAUGAUGUAUACUGGUCAUGGUACAACAUUACCUUGUUUUUAAAAAGGAGAUUAAGCAAUAAAGGAGUUGUAUGCAAGAUUUAAUCCAAAAGUAAAAUCUGAUGCAGAGCUUUAUGUACAUGUUUAAAGUUUAAUAAAUAAAUCACUUGAUAAUUGGAGAGCUAGAUGGUAUUUAUCUAAAAUCAAUUUAGGUAUGAUAAAUUUUAAUACUUUGCUUAAGGUGUAUUUUAUUGA
Messenger RNA from Paramecium sonneborni, 2527 nucleotides. The record is from the annotation of a GenBank genome assembly. Lineage: Eukaryota; Ciliophora; Oligohymenophorea; Peniculida; Parameciidae.